Molecule: messenger RNA, 2386 nt
Organism: Brienomyrus brachyistius
Lineage: Eukaryota; Metazoa; Chordata; Actinopteri; Osteoglossiformes; Mormyridae
Gene: prdm12b
Product: PR domain containing 12b
Exons: 5
Coding region: 174-1292 (372 amino acids)
Biological process (GO): neurogenesis
Cellular component (GO): nucleus
Molecular function (GO): histone methyltransferase binding
Source: RefSeq, a predicted model, not a curated record
AGGAAUACUAUUUGGCACCAUAUAUUUAUACAUAUAUAAAGAUUACAUUACUGUUACAGAGAAUAUCUAGCUUUUCAUCCUUAGUUAUUUUAGUAUACUACAUUAUUAUAAACUAAAUAAGUCGGGUUUAACAUUUUAUUUUGUUCCAUUUAAAUUUUACUUAGACUACUGACAUGGGCUCGGUUUUGCCCGCAGAGGCUUUGGUAUUGAAGUCUGGAUUUAAACAGCAGAGUCUGUCAUUGUCUGAAAUCAUUACAUCCGACAUCCUCCACAGCUUUCUCUACGGUCGAUGGAGAAACGUGCUCGGAGAACACCUUUUUGAAGAGAAGACCAACAACAUCAGUCCCAAGACAGCGUUCACCGCAGAAGUUCUGGCACAGUCUUUCUCAGGAGAAGUUCAGAAGCUGUCGAGUCUGGUGCUGCCGAGUGAAGUAAUCAUCGCCCAGAGCUCUAUUCCAGGAGAGGGUCUCGGGAUUUUCUCCAAAACAUGGAUCAAGGCUGGCACAGAAAUGGGACCGUUUACCGGCAGAGUUAUCACGCCAGAGCACGUGGACCUCUUCAAGAACAAUAAUCUAAUGUGGGAGGUGUUUAACGAGGACGGCACUGUGCGCUACUUCAUCGAUGCCAGCCAGGAGGACCACCGCAGCUGGAUGACAUACAUUAAGUGCGCCCGUAAUGAGCAAGAGCAAAACCUCGAAGUGGUGCAAAUCGGCAGCAGCAUCUUUUACAAGGCUGUGGAGACCAUCCCCCCUGAUCAGGAGCUUCUGGUGUGGUAUGGAAACUCUCACAAUACCUUCUUGGGGAUUCCUGGUGUCCCUGGUAUAGAAGACGAGCAGCAGAAGAAAAGCAAGACCGAUGAUUUCCACCUGUCCGACGGCUCCUCAUCCUCGUCCUCCUCGUCCUCGUCCUCCUCGUCAGCGGCUAGCCGCAUGCGCUGCGUCAUCUGCCACCGUGGCUUCAACUCCCGCAGCAACCUGCGCUCGCACAUGCGCAUCCACACGCUGGACAAGCCCUUCGUCUGCCGCUUCUGCAACCGCCGCUUCAGCCAGUCCUCCACCCUUCGCAACCACGUGCGGCUGCACACCGGGGAGCGGCCGUACAAGUGCCACGUGUGCCAGAGUGCCUACUCGCAGCUGGCGGGACUGCGGGCGCACCAGAAGAGCGCCAGGCACCGGCCGGCAGGGACAGCCUCUGUGGUGGCCUUACAGGCUCAUUCCCCACCUCCCCCCCAGAUGGCACCUGUUCCCCACCCAGCCACCCUGGUUCACCACAUUCCCACAAUGGUGCUGUAAUGGAAGAGUGCAGCCACUUACAGUGUGCAGACUGCUGCAAAAACAGAACAUAAAGCGCUUUGCUAUAUCUUUCUAUAUCUCUGAUAUGUCUGUCAUAUGUUCACAGUAGCUCUGUUUUUUUUAAGGUCCUGACUCUUUCAUAACAACCAGAGAUUUUUUUUUUUCCAUUUUAAGUCAACAGUUCAGCAGGAGUAAUUUGAUGAACCAGAAUAUGUCAAGUUAGGUUGCAUUUUGGGGAUUAAUGGAAUGCACUACACAUUUUCAGAAUUUACUCCAAUGGACAAAUUAAUGUAUGACUUACCAGGAACAGCCCCCUCCUGUGCCCCAGUGCUAAGUGGCUACUGAUAUGUGUGUCAUUAAGGAUGAUAUGCAGUCUGUUGUUUUGUUAGUAUGUUAAGAAUGUCGACUGUAAUCCUUAUAUAAUCAUUAUAUACCUCCUUACCAAAAACCUCACAAGAACAUGAUUUUAGCAUUGUUCAUGCAAAGUAAUUGCAGCAUGGUUCAGAUUUGGGUGAUAAAAAUGAUUAACGGUCACUGCAAAAUCUAUUUGUUACUUCCCAAUGCAUGAGACAAUUGUGGUUCGCCAGGCCAUGCAUUUCUAAGAAUUAUUGUUGAACUGCUCUUCGUUUGCAUGCAAACAAAUUUUUUUAUUGGUUAUGGCAUCGAUUGAACUUGGCGCCAUAUCCAUGCCAAUUUCCGAAGCAUUCUUAAAGUCUGAAAUAGUUAUGAAAUUUAGAAAGCUUAGGUUUUUGGAAAGCGAUUAUUAAGUGAUUCAAGUGGUUACUUAUUUAGAAGGAGCAACGACCUGCUGACAUUGAGUGAAAAAUAACGACCCCUAGUGGAGUGACACAAGGGAUUCUAUAAACAUGGAACUGUAUGCCCCCUUGUGUACACUCUGUGUCAUUACAUCGCUGUUAGCGAAGAUGAAUAAGAAAUUUCAGAUAAAUGUAAAUAAAAGAAUAUAUAGACAGUGUAAAUAUAAUUUUAAACUCGUGCUUUACUUCCACAAAUACUGAAUAGUCACUUUAUCCCUGUACAUGUAUGUAAAACUUUAUUACAAAACUUUGGUAUUAUAUAUAUUAUGAAUACUAUGU